CAGGAAAUAGAAUCGUUGUAUAAGAAGAACAAUGUUUAUCUCGCUGAAGCGGCCCAGAUUUUGCAACGGUUGGUCCAGUACGAGAUCCCGGCCCAAAAGAAACAAAUCACGAAAGCGGAACAAGUUCUUGCGGAUAGUAUCAGAAAGGAGAAGGAGUAUGGUAAGCAGGCGGAAGAUGGUCGAAAACUGUAUGGAAAGGAACUACAGCGCAUAGGAAUUCAGGGACAUGCCCUUCGUGCUGAGCUUCUGGCCCUUGCUUGUGACCUUCCCUCAUUUUUCUCGAAGAUAACAGACGAUAUCAUUCAUCUCAAGGAGCCUUACGAGUAUUAUAUUCAUUUUCGAAACUACAUUCAUCAGGGUAAGCGUCCGCCUGGAAAGCUUCUGCCUUUGCUGGCUCUGUUGAUGGAAAAAGGCCCUUCACUGACAGCGUUCGAGUUCAAAUAUGGUAUCAGUCCAACAAGAAUUGAACUGCCCUCCUAUGACCUCUUACUGAAAGAAGAUGAGAAGAAAGACGAUGAUGAGAUUGACUUUGGUGAUGAAAAUAUUGAUUUCGGCAUUGAUGAUGGUGUAGACUUUGCUGGAGAAGAAGCACACAUUGAUGUUGUGGCUGACACCAAAGGUGCCGUUGGAGAGUCAGUAGCAGUUGGAGAAGAUGCGCUUGGCGUAGUGGAGAACAUGGAAACACAAAAAGUUCUGAAAAAUGAACUGAAUGAAUUGCUAGCAUUCCUAUCGAUGCGUAAUGAAGACGAGAAGCGAGACACUUCGUCGGACGUGUUCAUAAGGGGUUUUGAGAAGAGGCCCGUUGAGAUAAGUAAGGUGUCGCCGCCGCAGAUAGGAGAGUGGAUUUCUCAGAUUAAGUCCAUAGUUGACCAGUUGUCUGAUCAGCAGAAGAUCCAUUUGUUCCGUAUCAGGACCUCACCACAGUAUGUCGAACAAUUGGUCGAAGAAAUCGAGGUCAAGAAAGGAUUGGAGGCACGAUAUAAGAAGAUGCAAUCCCUAAUGGUUGAGAAGCAAAACGAAGCCCGUGAACAGGCCGCAAAGGCUGGACAGACGUUGCAAACUCUCGUGACAUCUACAAAACUUCUUCAGAAACAAUUGGAGGAAGACAUUUCGAAAAAGUACGAUGGAAGGAGAGUGAAUAUUAUGGGUGGAAUAACAGCCGCUGUUGCCAACCGUUAA
Messenger RNA from Ostertagia ostertagi, 1179 nucleotides. Lineage: Eukaryota; Metazoa; Nematoda; Chromadorea; Rhabditida; Trichostrongylidae. The record is from the annotation of a GenBank genome assembly.